AUGCCAGAGCAUCCUCUCCAGAUGAAUGAACUGUCAGGCAGCGAGGACAGGGUCUUCAUGGGCUUGGCUUCCUACCUUCCUCCGACCAGGACUUUGAGGAGCGUCGGGAGCAGACACUGCGCAGCUGCCGGGGGGACUGCCAGUUUCAUCUCUCGAACAUCUUCAAAUAACAUGGUCGUAACUGAUCAGCAGAGUCAUGGAGAUACGAAACAAACACAGAAUUCCACAACAAUACCAAUCACACAGACUCUCAACGACACUCUGAGCAGACAAAGACAUUUGGAAAACGAACCUUGGAAUGCAUUCAGCCAGCAUACUCCAGUUAAUGUCUCUAUGGAUGGAAUUCCCUGCAUUCUUUUCUGGGCCAAACGAAUAAUAAUAAAAUUUAAGAAUCAGACCUGGCUGAAUUUUACAGAUGAAGCUUUUGGCCAGAAGGCAGCAGUGGACACUAGCAACUCAAACUGCAGUGAAGAAAGUGCCACUUUAUCUCUGAAGUUUGGUGAUGCUGAAAGUCCCAAAGGUCUUGAUAUAAGAUUCACCCUUACCAAUUACAAAAAGUCGUACAUCCGGAGCUGGUUUAGUUUGCACCGAGUCGAGAUUAUUUUCAAUAAUUCGAUCCAAGCAACUUUUAACGGCACUGGCAUAUAUGCGCCCUCCAGCUCUUCCUACCACUGCCAGCGUGUCAGCAGCCUGCAGCGGUAUGAUGCCCUCUUGUUGCCCAGCUACGCGGAUGAUACGUCAAGCCUGUGGGAGGUCACUUUUGUUGAUUUCCAGAUCCAAGGCUUUACCAUCAAGGGGAGGCAGUUUGCCAAGGCCCGCGACUGCGCCUCUUCCUUCUCCCCCGCCAUUCUGAUCGGUCUGGCCAUGUCCCUGGUCCUGCUGCUCGUGCUGGCCUACGCUCUGCACAUGCUCAUCUACCUGCGGUACCUGGAGCGGCACUACGAUUUCAUCGCCUCUCCGGCCCACUUCCCCCACCUGAGAGCUCGAGAUGCCGCAGAAGAGAAGGAGCUGCUGAGGAGCCAGGGAGCCGAGUGCUAUGAACUGAGAAGCCAGCAGACCUGCCAACCUUACGUGUAACAGCACAGACCCUCUUCCUGACGAAGUCCGCAGCGGGCGAUGAAAGGAGUGAUCUCCGUGUGUCCUCUUUGACUUGCGAUAUAAAGUUUUCACCCUAUGGCUUGAUUAAAAAAAAAAAAAGGAAAUAGAUGGAAAAAAUACAUUUUGGAGCAUCCACUGGCCUAAUUGAGCCAAUGGAAAAGUUCUCCUGGGAACCCUUAGAGAUAAAUAUGAUUAUUGCCCCAAACCUACUUUGAAAGCAAAGGAGUAUUUCAAAUUAAGGGAAAAAAAACAAAGCACAAAACAAAACUCAAGAAGCAAACAACAACAGCAAAACCCAAAACCAAUGAUCCAUUUAGAGAAGGGAAAACAUACUUGGUCCUCCUUGUUGUGCCAGUUUGGAUGUGAUAAGUAUAGAAAGAAUAAGUCCAAGGUUAUCUGAAAGUUCUGAAUUUUAAGAAUUUUGUAACAGUUUGUAGUUUUAGAAAUUAUAUCCCAAUGUUGUUUUAAAAAUUAGUCUCUUUCACAGAGCUGCUUAGGGAAGAGUAUUGUCAUUAUGGUAGAACACUUUAUUCAAAGGCUUUCUUGUCAUUUUACUUUGCUGUUCAGAGGCAGCCCAGUUCAGUUUGUGGAGGGAGGGGUAAUAGUCUUAGAGUUUCUUCUCUUUUCUAUCUGGCUUUCGUGCCAAGGCCUGUCUCAUUUGUCUGGUGCAGACCUGCAGUAACCCUCCUCGGUGCCACCUGAAAUAAACAACUGAGCUGAGAACACUGUGCUCGCUAUGCAAACACAGGUUCAAGGCAAAUCCCGUAAACCCCCUUCCAAUGAACUAGUGCUCCUUAAACUCUUCUUUCAUAGCAAUUCUGCUGUUACUGCCACUCUUCUUACAACCCCCUUUUUUCUGUAUGGAUUUCUCUAUAGUCUUUUCCAGCUCCUGACAGAUACUAAAGAUUGUCUUGCUCUGGAUUUUCACCAAAGCUUCUCUAAUAUGUCUUGUAUAUUAAAGAGAUUUUUUGUGUCAAAAGUACAUUGCAUUUCCCUAAUGAGGGUUCCAUACAUGAUCUGCACAAAACUUAGAAAGCUCAUGGGAACAAUGUGGGAGAGAGGGUCCUGCACAGAGAAAUUGGAUCUUUCGGGAAGCUGUGGUAAUGAGUUUACAGUCUCAUACCGUCUUUGACAUCAAGUGUGAGUGACAAUGAUUGGGGUUUCUGAUAAAACAGUCUUAUGUUGGACUUUCUUUUGGUUAUGUUAUUCUUGGCUGUGAAUAUAGAUUUGGUUCCAGCCCUCCUCAGAAUUGUGUAAGCUCCUAACAUUUUAUAGUGAAUUUGUUUGUUUGUUUGUUUUAGCACUGGAGUAAAUUCUGUGGUCUAUAGCUAA
Molecule: messenger RNA, 2430 nt
Organism: Suricata suricatta (meerkat)
Lineage: Eukaryota; Metazoa; Chordata; Mammalia; Carnivora; Herpestidae
Gene: ATP6AP1L
Product: ATPase H+ transporting accessory protein 1 like
Exons: 8
Coding region: 1-1077 (358 amino acids)
Cellular component (GO): proton-transporting V-type ATPase complex
Source: RefSeq, a predicted model, not a curated record